Molecule: messenger RNA, 4950 nt
Organism: Toxotes jaculatrix (banded archerfish)
Lineage: Eukaryota; Metazoa; Chordata; Actinopteri; Toxotidae
Gene: palb2
Product: partner and localizer of BRCA2
Exons: 13
Coding region: 46-4335 (1429 amino acids)
Biological process (GO): double-strand break repair via homologous recombination
Cellular component (GO): nucleoplasm
Molecular function (GO): DNA binding; protein binding
Source: RefSeq, a predicted model, not a curated record
CCUCUUCAUGGACGAACCAGCGGGGUUGGUGGCCGAGUGAGCAGGAUGGAGAGCAAUGUGGAGGAGCACCUGAAGACUACACUGCACUACGAUGACAAGGAGAAGCUUCGUAAAAAGUUGGUGCUGUUACAAAGGGAGUAUCUCAGAACAGCCCAGAGACUACAGCGCGCAGAGCGUUUGGAAGCAGUGCGUACACAUGUGAGGAGCAGGAUCACACAGCAGAACCAUCAGGACCACAGAGAGAGAGACCCAGAAGUGACAUCUAACCCAACCACUGCCGAUGCCACGACACAAGGUGUUCUUCAGUUCCAGGGACACACUGAAGGUCCAGCAGAUUCUGAUAACUUCAGGAGGAGCCAGGUGAUCAGGUUCCAGCUCCCGUCUGAUGCUGCUUGCCCGCAAACCCCAGAUCCCAGCAAUGACUCAGCAAGAGAACACAGACCCAGUCCCGCUCUGCGCCUCAGGUCUCGGCACAGUCGCUUACGGUGGGAAAGGAGGAGUGCUGAGGCUGUCAGGAUCACGGACAACAGUGAAGAAGGACAGGAGCGGAGUGAACGGAUGGAGGGUGCUAGAAAAGAGGAAGAGGAGGAGAAAUUCAAGUCUGCAGGAACAGAAGUUGUGAAUGAAAGUGAAGAGUUAUUUUCUGCUUCAGAUUCUGAGUCUCCGUCUCUGCUGCUGGAACACUGGAACACAUAUGCGCGCACUGAAACUGGAGAUACAGAGGGAAAGGAGAUGCAAGGGUAUCAAGAACAAAGGGAAAAAGAGAGCAAGUUGAGGACUGAAGGGAAAAAAGAAUCGUCAACCUCCUCGCUGCUCAGAUUUCAGAACUCUGCUACACACCCUGAAGAAAAGGGACAAGAUUGCACAUUGAAUGGAAGAAGACAAGAGACCGAGGGAGGAGACAAUGGUGAGAAUAGUAAAGAACAGAAAGAAAUAACAUUUUGUGAAGAGAACAGAAAUAAAGACAUGGAACAAAAUGCAGCAGAGACAAAAGAAAAUGAAAAAAGGCACAAUGUCACCUCGGAAACAAAAGAAGAAAAGGGUGGGAUUGAAGGAGAUGGAAAGAGUGUUGGACUCCUGGAUUCCUGUACCCUAGUGGACGGACUACUUUUCCCAGCGGAGUACUACGUCCGAACCACUAGGCGUAUGACAUUUUCACAGAGUCAACCUGACGUGCAGGCCGUCAUACUCUCCCAGCUGAGUGUGGGACGACAUCGCAGGAGCCGGGGCCGUGGCAGAGGAUUGAACAGACACACACACACCGAUGAAAGUUCGGAUCAACACAGUCAGACAGACUUCUCCUCUCUGACAGCUGCAUCUGUAGAUCCUCAUAAAUCACCUCAGGUGCACACUGUCGAUUCACCUGCUGAGCCUAUGGGCAACAGUCAGAGCUUCAGCGAGAUUUCAGAUCAAAUCUCUGUGAGUGAGACCAAUGUGGACGCUUUUUCUUCCCCUGCAGUCAGCACUACUCGUCCAGGAAGAGGCAGGAGGAGAAAAAGGGGCAGGGGCAGAGGAAGAACUGAGAGCCCACGAUCCACUCUUAAUUUAGACACCCACCAAACAGUCUAUGAACAAACCUCAGAGCAUCCCCAGCCCACCAACAGCGUGGUUUCUUCUUCCCCAUCUCCCCAUGGAGCUGAUGCAUCAAAGCCUUGUCUCACUGCUGGGGAACCUGUUCCUCUGCCAGAUGACCCCCAGCCCGUGUCCACCCACAGCCCAGCUACCCAGCCUUCCUCUGGGGUUAAUGGAGCUCAGGACAGCCCUGCCUCUGGACAUGUGGGGAAGGUCUAUCCCAUCUUUCUGAAGAGCAGAAGUACACCGAGCUGGCGAUCCCUCCUCUUACCUUCCUCUCCACCUGCUCAUACCGCUCUUCUUCCUCUCCCGUCUCCGUCCCCUGGCUCGCUGGUCAACAACCUGAUGAAUUUUGAAAUCUACCAAGAUUUCCAUCUCCCCGAUGACCAGUUUGCCUCCCUGAAGCUACACAAACUUCGACAGGUUGCUCUGGAAUCAGGAGUUGAACAUUUCACGUCCCCCUCUCAUAAUACUCGUAGCAGCAACCGCUACUUGCACCCUCGCGGCAGCUCCAGUGACCCAGUGAUGCCACUUCCUCUCCCACUCAGCCUCACGCCCACGAUUGCAAAUUCACAGCAGCUAACCACAGAAACACAGGCUGCUACACACUCUGUAGACGUCCAAAACUUGUUGAUAGACCACAAGCUUGUAAGCCAGUCCUCAUCUGAACAGCCAUCCAUCCGAGAUAUUACAGAACCGGCUGGAGAGCAGCAGACUGAAAACCUCCAUGCAGAGACUCACACCAGCUCAACAGAAUCUGUAUCAGUGGCUCAAGAGCCUGCUGCUGACUGUGUAGAUCAAACCAAAGAGCAAAAUACUGUGACUGUGAAUACUCACAGCCAGAGUAGUGUCUCAGAUAGCAACACACGCAGUUCUGUAGGCGACCCUGUCAAACCUCAGCCUCAUGUGAACUUUGCAGACACACCUGCAGGCAGUUUGACAGAUGAGCUUAACAUAAAACAGCCUGCAUCAGGAAAACACACUGAUUGUGCCAGUGAAGUCUAUACUUUGGAGCAUCAGAGGUCUACAGACCACCGAAGAGAAGAUAAAGCUGUCAUCAAAACUCUUUCCUUUGAUUGCCCUCAACAGGAAACACCUGAGGAGCCUUCCAACAGCUGCACCACUGUACAGACAUGUAAUGACAGUGAGUCUCCUGUGAAGCAUCUGAGUGCUAAAUACCCUGCCAAAGAUUUAAAGGAGUCCUCUGAACCCGCCACACGUCCCCCCAGAGACACGUUAAUGGAAAAUAAAAAAAAGAGCAAGUGUUCACCGCACCAUAGCGUCCACUCUCAGCUCCUGUUGAGCCCUCCUCUGGCCUCAUCACCCGCCCCUUUCAUAACGCCACACCUGUCCUCCUCAGCUCUCUCGUCCAGCCACACGCUACCCUCCCUAGGACUCACCCCAGGCCCUGUUGCCGUUGACCUCCCCCUGACCUUGUCUCCCUCUGCCCCAGCUCUCACCCUGCCUUCUCCUCACAAACCAUCAACACAGGCCCUCUCUCCUCCGGCUCUCUCUCCUUGCCCAUCCGUCACUUCCCUCCCUCUGAGCCAGCCUCUAGUCUCCCCCUCCAGUCACAACCAGGCUUCAUCAGAACUGUCACAUACAACUGAUCAGUGUCAAGAUGCUUGUCCAGCUGCAUCCAGCGUCCAGUCGCAGGGCACCGGUAGGCAAGUGGGCCCAGGAACAGAGGAGACUGCAGAGCAACAUAUGAUGAAAUCCACACACACGUUGGAGGCCCCGGCAGGAGGCUGUCUGGUGGACACCUGCUGUCUGCUGGGACCCUCGGGUUCUUUGUGUGUAGCAGCAGCAGGAAAAUGGGCGGUGUGUCUGUGGAUUCAGACUCCUGCAUCUGAUUGGAGCUUGACACACACCUGGACCUUCAAUGACCCAGUGAUCAAUGUGUUUCCUGUCCCGGAUGCUGCUGGGAUAAUGUUUGUGACUCUGGGUCAGCUGGAAAUCAAAGAAGUGAGGAUGCUGUCGUGCUCCAGCCUCAUGCAGGUGUUGCUAUGUGAGGGAAUUGUCCAGGCUGUCGUAGGUGUGUCCAAGUCCAGAGUGGUUAUCUCCUCCCACACAGCAACAGGUUCCACCCUGCAGGUGUUUGACGUGUCAGACAACAACAGACCGCCAAGCUCUCGGCCUCUUGUGUCUCCUGGUGUUUGUAUCGGGUCCCUGGCUCCAGUAGAGGGACUUUCUGAUGCUCUGAUUGGCACAGAUGAGGGUGGAUGUGUCUUUGUCUGGAAUUUGAAGACUGGACAGCUGCUGCGUAGAAUCAUCCUCGGAGAUGGUUUAUCACACACGGCCUGCCUCAGAGGAUACUCCUACAGUGGUGUCUUGUUUGUCCUGCUGCAGCAUCAGUUGCUCAGCUCCCUGGAGGAAGAAGAGGCCAAAGCAAAAGAUGAAGUCUUUUCGGAGGAGGAGAAGAAAGAGGAAAGGAAGAAGACCGCAUUGUUCUCUUUGGUCGCUGUUAACCCUCUGACUUGCAAAUCCAUCCUGGCUACUCAGCUGUAUCCGCCCAAAGCCUGGUCUGGCAGACUGUGUGAAGCCGAUGUCAACAGCUCCAGCGUGGUCGGUCUGAGUCAGAGUGGCUGUGUGUGUGUGUGGGAGCUCGGGUGUCCGGGGGCCUCAAGGAUGGUGUGGGCCCCUGAGAGCGAAGGCUGGCAGCUGGCUCGCUGGGGAGGGCGAGACAUGCUGGUGACUGGCCAUCACAACGGAGACGUUACUUUACACUGCUACAGUACGAGUCUGACUUCGCUCUGCCACUAAAGUAUAGACGCUCACAAUUCUUUUAUCAAACAUAAGGGUCUUUCUGUCGCUGUGCGAAUGUUUAAAUAAAGAUUUUAAGAUGGCUUCAGUUUAGAGACACAUUCAGAAUUUUAACAUUUGCUCAUUCUACCUGAUCCUUAAUGCAGAGAGGUUCUGUGGCUUCCCCUGUGAACAUUUCAGUUUGACGAAAUUCAGCUUUCAGUUGCAGGAUUGUCUUUAGGCCACAGUACUGCUAAAAUAUGUGGAUCAAUGUACUGUAAACUAAAUAAAUCCCUUAAGUCAGUGGCCUGCUGGUAAAGCUUUAUUUAGAAAACUUAGCAAGACUGAACAGUUAAAGGUGGAGUGCUGCUAAAAUGUUUGUUUUCCUCCAGCUUUUGGAUAUAGUGUUUUUUAAACACCAGCAUCACACACUGGACAUCGGUUAACUGAACCUCUCUGUGUGACGGAGUGAAUUUUCACUUUUUAGAUCACUGUAAACCCCCCUGAAAGCCAGCUUUGGUGUUUUAUGUCUGUGGCUGUUUGACUGUUCUUUGCUUACUUGACUACAUGUUGUUAUGUUUAAAGAAAAAAAGUGUUGCCAGAGUUUUUUUUAAUGAGUUACAUUAAACUUCUGUG